Messenger RNA from Gongylonema pulchrum, 546 nucleotides. The record is from the annotation of a GenBank genome assembly. Lineage: Eukaryota; Metazoa; Nematoda; Chromadorea; Rhabditida; Gongylonematidae.
AUGCUGUCGUGGCGCGUUCAGGCCGUCUUAAAUUACUGCCUCUAUACACUGAAAGAUUCGACUUGUAUCACCAUAUUUGGUAAACUGAUGAGGCAUGAGUCUCAGUUUGUGUCACUGGAUGAAAAAUUGAAUCGAAAUGAAGCGGGCGCACAGAAUGCUUCGAAAACUAUUGCAGGAACACCAUCUCCAGCUUCCUCAUCGAAUAGCGGCCGCGGAGAACGUCAGGCAAGUCCUCUUAUUUCAGUUUUGCUCUUUUUGCCCUUAAAUCAUAUGAAUGUACCAGUUCCAGCAGAUCUUUAUCAGGCGCAGCGUACACAACUCAGUAUCCUUCAUCACUUGAUGUGGUCAGACCGUUUGUGGCAGCAAACAUCUGGUGCUAUGACAAGCAUUGAUCGAGAGAUGGAGAAACAUUUGGAAGAAUUGUGUGGUCCUUUGACCGUUAACGCCAGUUUGAUCGAUUUGGCUGAAUAUCUUGCAACAGCAGUAACAUGGCUUCAGGCUGAAUACCAGGCGGAGAAAGGACAGUUUCCAUCGACGUCAGUAUAA